AUGUUUAAACUUGACAUUGCCAGUCGGCGAAUAAUUUUUAUUCCCAAGCAGCCAAAUACUCGUGCUUCAAUUUCAUCAAGUUCAACAGAGCAAAGCAAUACGAAUCGAAACAUUGAAUAUGAGAGAAAUGACGCAGUUGAUCAAAAGAAAAGAGACGAAAUAGAGAGUAAAUUUCAAAAAUCUUCACAAAAGGCUUGCUAUAUGUUUCCAAGGUAUAAGCCAAAGCCUUUUCAAAAGCUUCCAGUCAUCCAGCUCAAAUCAAGAAGAACUGAAUCCAAAAAUUAUGAAGAAGUAUAGAAUUUUCCUUUAAAUAGCACAAUUUAUGAAUAACUGAUUGAUCGCUAUUCAGGAAAAAAAAAAUAAAGGUUUUCGGCGGGCUCUGCCCGCUAUAAUUAAUAGAUAGAUAAAUAGAUUGAUCGUUAUCAAUUUUGAAAACGAUCUCAAAUUCUUUAUGGAUAUUUUCAAAAAAUUUAAUAUCAAUCUAAAUGAUUUUUAUUUUUUAAAUGUCCUUGGUGCAAUGAUAUUUAUAAUUCAUCACCGAGGUUAUUAAAUAAGUAGGCUAUUAUAUGGAAAAAGUCUAUAAAAUCUCUAUGUACAAUCAAAAACUCCUCUAUCUCACUCUUUUCUAUAGAGCUAUUUUCUCUGCUUAACCUUAAAAAGGUUUGUUGGAAUUUUAAAAAUCCAUAUGGGUUAAUAAAAAAAUUUUCUGGUUUAUAAUUUAAUAGAACUGUUUGUCCAUUAAUUAUUUAUAAUUAUUUUCCAUGCUAAAUUACAGAUUUUUCCAAUAAUUAGGAUUUUACAAAGGAUUUUAACUCUUAAAUCAGGAGUAAAGUAAAUUUCUUUGAAAGAAAACCCCUCUCAAAAUCUCCAAUAAGUCUAGCUCGCAAAGAGCUUGCAAAAAGUGAACUAAAGACAAAAAUCUCCCAAAAUAGUAGCUACAUAAAUAUCGCCCCAAUCGAAACCUUUCAUAAAAACGACCUAAAUUACUACAACCUCUACAAAAAAAAUCGCAUUAACCGUCAGAAUUCUGACCACAAAAGCUUCUCAAAGCUCUCUGAAGUGGACGAGCUAAACACAUCUCAAAUAACGACUAAAUCCAAUCUAUAA
Blepharisma stoltei is the source of this 1107-nucleotide messenger RNA. Lineage: Eukaryota; Ciliophora; Heterotrichea; Heterotrichida; Blepharismidae. The record is from the annotation of a GenBank genome assembly.